Paramuricea clavata is the source of this 537-nucleotide messenger RNA. The record is from the annotation of a GenBank genome assembly. Lineage: Eukaryota; Metazoa; Cnidaria; Anthozoa; Malacalcyonacea; Plexauridae.
AUGAGUAAAUUCGAGAAGUUUGGCAGUACUCUGUGUCCAGAGAUCGAAAAUAUCGUCCCGGUAACGCCACCUAGAGAGAACCUCUCAGCCUUUACAGACUUCUAUCUUAAACCUCUUUCCCAAGCCCUCCCAUCCUUUAUUAAAGAUACCGCGCACUUACUUCAAAAAAUAUCCGAAUUGAACGACACGGGUCCAUUUCCAGAUGGAACACUAUUAGUUUCCUGGCAUGUGGUCGCAAUCUUCCCGAAUAUCGACAAUGACUUGGGUCUUCUAGCUGUAACACAAGCAUUGAACUCUCGCCCAAAUCAAUUUCCAUCAACUGAAUCAUGCAUCGUCGAAGCUGUUAAAAUUUGCCUUGCACAUAACAACUCUAGCUUUGGGAAAGAGCAUUAUUUGCAGAUUCACGGAACAGCCAUGGGCCCGAAGAAUGCAUGUAGCUACGCGGAUCUCGCGAUAGGCAUUAUCGAUGAGCGAGCGAAAUUAAACCUAAUUUAUGGUGGCGUUACCGGGACGAUAUUUUCGAUCUCUGGACACAGG